GCGCGGUGCGUUGCCGCUUCCCGUCCCCCCGCAGAAGAUGGCGGCGCCCAGCCCGCUGCUGGCCUGGUGCGUCCAGCACCUGCGCGGCGACUUCGGGCUGGACGUGGGCGAGGAGGUCGUGCGCUACAUCUUGUCAAUAACAAACGAGGACGAGAUCCGGGAGUACGUCGUUGACCUCCUCCAGGGGACCGAGGGGAAGAAGGGUCGGUUUGUAGAAGAACUGCUGUCCAGGUGGCGGAAAUCCUCACACUGCCUUCUGAGCCCUUACCAGCGUAUCGGAAAAAAGGAUGAGACUUCAGAAGUGCCUCGGGCUGGAGACCAGGCGAAAAAGGGGAAACGCAAAGGCAGGAACAAACAGGAAACACCUGCGUAUGUGGAGCCAAGCGCACAUGUGGAGGAAGUAAAAACUCCCCUCGACCUGGCCAAGGCACAGGAGAACAGCACUGGAGUCAGCAGCAGCAACAAUUCCUGUAAGAAAAAGGCCAAAUAUGUCAGCCUGUAUACCAAGGAAGGGCAAGACAGGCUGGCUGUCCUGAUCCCUGGCCGUCACGCCUGCGAGUGCCUGGGCCAGAAGCACAAGCUCAUCAACAACUGCUUGGUUUGCGGGCGCAUUGUCUGCGAGCAGGAGGGCUCCGGACCCUGCUUGUUUUGUGGCUCGCUGGUAUGCACUAAAGAAGAGCAGGACAUUCUUCAGCGGGACUCAAACAAGAGCCAGAAGCUGCUGAAGAAGCUCAUGGCAGGUGCUGAAAGUUCAGGGAAUUUGGAUGCCAUAAGCAAAGACUUACUGCCUCGGCAAGAAGCUAGACUCAAAGCAGGCCUGGAGAUGGCUGUGAAACACAAAGACAAGUUGUUGGAAUUUGACAGGACAAGUGUGCGUCGAACCCAGGUCAUUGACGAUGAAUCGGAUUAUUUUGCUACGGACUCCAACCAGUGGCUCUCCAAGCAAGAAAGGGAGGCCCUCCAGAAGAGAGAGCAGGAGCUGCGGGAGCUGCGCCAUGCCUCCCGGCUUGCCAAAAAAAUCACCAUCGACUUUGCUGGUAGACAGAUCCUGGAGGAGGACAGCGGUAUGGCUGAAUACCACAGCAAACUGGAUGAAACCAUUGAAGCCAUUAACUGCGGCACACUGAGCAAGCCAGCCUGGAGCCCAGAAGCAAAGAUGACUCCGAGUUCUGGUGUUUUAGUGAAUCCCCAUCUUCUUCAGCCUGCUCCUUUGUGGGUGGACCAAACUGGUUUGCUCCCACACAGGAAAGCCAUCCGGUCCAUGGAUGCUGGAGAUGAACUUGGCUCGGGGCGGAACAGGUUGCGGAUUCAGGAUCGAGAGUUGCAGGAGAUCUCAGAUGAUGGCUGGUGCCUCAGCAUGCACCAGCCGUGGGCGUCCUUGCUCACAAGAGGAAUCAAAAGGGUGGAGGGCAGGACCUGGUACACAUCUCAUAGAGGGCGGUUAUGGAUUGCAGCUACUGCUAAAAGACCUUCCCCUCAGGAGAUCUCUGAACUGGAGACCACCUACAGAAUGCUGCUCCGGAAAGAUGUGGAAUUUCCAAGCGAUUAUCCCUCGGGGUGCCUCCUAGGCUGUGUGGACAUAACUGAUUGUUUAUCACAAGAGCAAUUUAAUGAGCAGUAUCCGGAUUUGAGCCAGGAGUCUGGGUCUCCAUUUGUCUUUAUCUGCACUAAUCCCCAGGAGAUGGUUGUGAAGUUUCCCAUCAAAGGAAAACCCAAAAUCUGGAAGCUGGAUUCAAAGAUCCAUCAGGGAGCAAAGAAGGGGUUAAUGAAGCAGAAAGCGGUGGUGUGAGCUGCCACGUUCCCACGCGGGCACUGCCACCGGGACCGCCACUCGCGGGUGCUGCCGUGGCCCUCGACUCUGGAAGCAGGUGCUCGCGGGAAGAAGGAUCCGACGUCGCUGUUGGGUAUCGCUCUGUCUGUUGUACUUGAAAAGCAUUAAAAGGAGAACUGUUUUCA
This is a messenger RNA of Cygnus olor (mute swan), 1956 nucleotides long. RefSeq names its product thyroid hormone receptor interactor 4 (gene TRIP4). The record is from RefSeq and is a predicted model, not a curated record. Gene Ontology annotation, cellular component: nucleus. Gene Ontology annotation, biological process: positive regulation of DNA-templated transcription. Gene Ontology annotation, molecular function: transcription coactivator activity; zinc ion binding. NCBI's taxonomy places the organism in Eukaryota, Metazoa, Chordata, Aves, Anseriformes, Anatidae.